AGUUUUAAAUGAGUUUAUAAUACUUGUGUGUGAAAUAUUAUUAUUUCACAAAUUUAUUUUUUAUACCCCAAAUCUGGUCGUUAGUGUUAUAGUUUUAAAACAUAUAAAGUCAAACAUCUAGUAUGUUUACUAAAAGAUUGUUCCCUGUUUUUACUGUUUCUUCUGCAGUUUUACUAAAAAGUACUCCAAAGUUAAAUGCUCAUGUAACUGUCGAUUUAAUUAAAUCUGCUCCCAACUUAGAUCUUGUAAGAUAUGCAGCUAGAAAAGGAACUCGUGCAGCAGCUUUGGCCAAGAAAAAGGUAAGAAAACUUCAGGAGGCAAAUAAACCUCCUCCUGUUCCAAAAUAUCUUCAAAAAAAAGUGAAGGUUUCACGGGAGUUUGAAAGGAAAAGAUGCACGGAUGAGAACUGGCUUGAAAGUCAGCCUGUUGAUAACGUUUGGAAUAUGAGACUGUAUCGUGGUAAACCAUACUCUCUUGCCGAGGCUAUAAGAAUGCAUAGAGAAACACAUGAACCUGAAAUGUUAAACAACCCAUCUGCUUUUAUUUAUGCAAAUAUUGAAUUGGAUUUGAAACUAAAAAAGCAGAAUCGUUUUAUGGAUGAUUUUAAUGGUAUUAUUACAUUUCCGAAUGAAUUUGAAACACCGAAAAAAAAUAGAAUCAUUGCAAUUUGUAAGGAACCUGAAGACCAAGCUAAAGCCUCAGACGCAGGUGCUGUUUAUACAGGAUCCGGUGCACUGAUUAAACAGAUUCUUUCUGGUGCUAUAUCUAAGGAAGAUUUUGAUUAUGUUGUGUGCCAUCCAGAAAUGUUAAAAGAACUGAAUGUUUUGCGAGGUAUUUUAGAAAAGAAGUUUCCUAACACCCGAAAUGGUCUACUGAGAUUGGAUGUAGACAAAGCAGUUGCUAAUUUCAUCAAAGGAAUUGAAUAUGAGUUGAAACGAAGUGUGAUUGAGCCUGAUUUUGGAUGGGUGGAUGUAUGCUUUGGACAACUGAAUAUGCCUAUUGAGAAGUUGGAGGAAAACUUGAAAUUUGCUUUAAGCACUGUUGAGAAACAUAAGCCCAUGGGAACUGAACAUAUUCUUUUUAUCAUUCGAACAUUAUUAUGGUGUGAAAAGUCAAAAGAGAAGUUCAAAAUACCCCACUGGGAAUAUUUGCCGAAUUAUCCAGUAAAUGGUAUUUUAAAAGAUGAUGAAGAAGCUGAAAGUGAAAACAUGCAGUCUGCUUGAAAAUUUUAAAUUCUCAUCUAAAUUUCCUUUUUGUAUAAAUAUUAAACAUGGUUUUGCUUGCAAGUAGAAUUUGUUUAGUUUAAACACACUUCUCAGAUCUUCAGCAAAUAUUUUUGUGGUUAGAUUCGGAACAGUUAAUAUUUUGCCAUUUUUCCUUCUAGAUAAAAAAAAAUUUUAGUCAUCAAAUAAUAUCUUUUGAAUAAUAAAGUGUGUUUAGGUUA
This is a messenger RNA of Stegodyphus dumicola, 1444 nucleotides long. It is a transcript of the gene mRpL1, whose product is annotated as mitochondrial ribosomal protein L1. NCBI's taxonomy places the organism in Eukaryota, Metazoa, Arthropoda, Arachnida, Araneae, Eresidae. The record is from RefSeq and is a predicted model, not a curated record.